CCGCCAUCUCCUCCGCCGCCUCCUCUACGGCACCGCCUCAACCACCACCAACAAUCCCAACCCAGGCCUUCUCAUGGGAAUUAGCAAGACCGAAGUGAAUCUAAGAAGGCUUCUUACUGCUGCUCCUCAGCAAAAGAAUCAGACAAAGCUUGUACAUUAUGUUACCACAUUACGAGAGCUUCUGGAGCAGCUUGGAGCAGAAACUACUUCGGAGGGAAUUUCAAGCAUUUCAAAAGCAAAGCUGAGUGAAUAUUCUGAGAAGAUUGAAGCUCUUGCUGCAAAAUUAGCUUCCUCACUGCCUGAACCUGUGGAAGCUGUUGAUGAAUCAUCUUCCCAGAAAAGCCCUUCGAGAACGGAACAAGAUAGCAGUCAUGCACAUAAUUCUCCUAGUUUGAGGAGGAGACCCGUAGCUCGGACAGAAACUAAAGAUGCCAUUCAUGGCCCUGCAGAGAGGGAUUUAACAAUGCCUGUCAAACUAGAUGUUUCAGCACAAGCCCACAUUGAGAAGCAUAGAAAGCUUCAGGAGGAUUUGACGGAUGAAAUGGUUGUGUUGGCACGACAGCUCAAGGAAAGCAGUCUUAUGAUGAACCAGUCUUUGAAUGACACUGAAAAGAUACUUGAUUCUACGGAGAAAGCUGUAGAGCAUAGCUUGGCAAGCACCGGUCGAGCCAACGCAAGAGCGGUGGAGAUAUAUUCAGAAAGUACCAAGACGACAUGCUUCACAUGGCUCAUUAUAUUAGCUAUGACAUGUAUCUUCGUGAUGGUGGUUUUGCUUAUUCGUGUUACAUAACAUUACUCUGUUGCAUAGUGUUUAAAUGACGGUCAGUCAAAUCACAUGUAUUGUUGACGAAAUGUGUUCUUGUGAAAAAUUGCUUUUGGUUGCAAAAAACUUGGGACUGUGUAGAGAACUUGAUAGGUCCGCUGGUAAUUCGCCUCUUGAGACGCAUUACUUUGGUGUGUGCUACUUUGAUGACGCAUCUACUCUUUACGAGAGUGACGACUAA
This is a messenger RNA of Asparagus officinalis (garden asparagus), 1004 nucleotides long. RefSeq lists its product as uncharacterized. NCBI's taxonomy places the organism in Eukaryota, Viridiplantae, Streptophyta, Magnoliopsida, Asparagales, Asparagaceae. Gene Ontology annotation, molecular function: SNAP receptor activity. The coding region runs from base 74 to 790 and encodes 238 amino acids. Gene Ontology annotation, cellular component: endoplasmic reticulum; SNARE complex. The record is from RefSeq and is a predicted model, not a curated record. Gene Ontology annotation, biological process: retrograde vesicle-mediated transport, Golgi to endoplasmic reticulum. The transcript is spliced from 8 exons.